Molecule: messenger RNA, 1758 nt
Organism: Dentiscutata erythropus
Lineage: Eukaryota; Fungi; Glomeromycota; Glomeromycetes; Diversisporales; Gigasporaceae
Source: the annotation of a GenBank genome assembly
AUGCCUAAAACAAAAGGUAAAACAAUACAAUCAAAUACUAUAAUAUCUUGGUGUUUAAAUUCUAGCUCGCCAAAUGAAACCUCUGCUCAAGAGGUUCCUGGAGAUUUACGUAGAAAAAGAAAGGCUAGUACGGACACGUCGAAACAAGAAAUAGAACCUUACAAUCUCCCUGGGUUUUCACCUGCUUCGCUGUUUAAAACAGAACCUGUCAGAAGAAAGAAACCAAGGUAUUAUACAGAAGACGAUGACGGCUUCGAGGAUGCGAGACCAAUGUCAGACGAUGAAGAUUGGAAUGAUCAGACGAAAGAAAGAUGGCUUGAAUUGCAACGUAAUAUUAAUUCAAAAGACGCAAAAAAUGGUUUGCCAGAAGCAACACUUACUGCGGAACAGCGCGAGGUCUACGAGUUGGCAGUCCUUAAACGAGAAAGCAUAUUCUUUACAGGAUCCGCUGGUACCGGGAAGAGUAUGCUACUCCAAAAAAUUAUUGCCGCGCUAAAAGAUAUGACCGGUAAUGAUGCUGUGGCAGUUACUGCGACCACAGGGCUAGCCGCGCUCAACAUUGGAGGAACAACUUUACAUUAUUUUGCUGGGAUUGGUCUUGGUCAAGGGCCUGUACAAGAACUUAUUAAAAAAGUUCGUGAUAACAAAUCAGCUCGUCAGAGAUGGAUAGACUGUAAAGUCUUGAUAAUCGAUGAAAUUUCGAUGCUCGACGGAGAAUUGUUCGAUACACUUGAGGCAAUCGCGCGAAGUGUCAAGAGCAAUAUGCGACCGUUUGGAGGGAUACAGCUGAUUGCCACCGGAGAUUUCUUCCAACUACCUCCAAUAUCGAGGGAUAACAGAUCUGUGGCUAAAUUUUCCUUUGAAGCACGAACGUGGAAAACGGCAGUUAAACACACUAUUCAAUUAACGCGAAUAUUCCGUCAAAAAGAUAAUGAACUUAUCGAACUUUUGAAUGAGAUGAGAACUGGGAAAGUGUCAGAUCGUUUCUCGGAUCUCAUUGCGAGGUUACAAAAUGAACCAAGCUAUCCAGAUGAUGGUAUCAAACCUACGGAAUUAUAUCCAAGAAAUGAUAACGUGAACAGUGCUAACCUUGUACAGUUAAACAAGAUUCCGCAUAAGUCUCAUUCAUUCUUUGCGGUCGAUUGGGAACCUAUGAGGAUUGGACAACUCCGAAUGCUCAUAAAGAGUUGUUUAGCUCCACAAGAAUUAAAACUUAAACGGGAUGCUCAGGUAAUGCUCAUCAAAAAUUUGAAAGAUUAUAAUCUAGUUAAUGGAAGCAGAGGCGUUGUCAUAGGAUAUCAUUCUAGCUCAACUGGUCAAGACUAUUUUAAAGGGGAGGAGGAAGGACUUGAAAUAAAAGAUUUACUUCCGAUAGUACGAUUUACAGAUUCGAAUCAAAAAAUUGUUGUUGAACCUCAUGAAUGGACCAUACCUGGAAAUGGGGGGAAAUCAGUAUUGGCAUCACGUAAACAGAUUCCACUUAUUCUUGCAUGGGCAAUAAGCAUUCAUAAAAGUCAGGGUCAAACUUUAGAACGUGUUAAAGUUGAUCUUGGACGCGUUUUUGAGAGAGGUCAGGCAUAUGUGGCCCUUUCUCGUGCAACUUCUACUGCUUCACUCCAAGUGCUAAAUUUCCGUCCCUCAAAGGUCACUGCACAUGAGAAAGUGAAAGCGUUUUACGAGUCGUUGAAGAAACAUGAUGAUUUCGCAGUUCAAUGCAGAGACGAAGACAAAGAUGAUAGUUUUAUUAAAUUAGAUUAA